AUGGAGCCAGACUCUGGCAACCAAUCAUCAGUUAAAGAAUUUGUCUUCCUGUCCUUCCCAGUCCACCGAGAAAUGCAGAUCCUCUUAUUUGUGGUCCUAUUUCUCACUUAUCUCCUCACCCUCGUGGGAAAUGUGGUCAUCCUUUCCCUUAUAUGGACCAACCAAAGCCUCCAUACUCCAAUGUAUUUCUUCCUCAGCAACUUGUCUUUCCUGGACAUCCUCUUCACCACAGUGAUUGCCCCCAAGAUGCUCUCGAACCUUCUGGCUGAGAAGAAAACAAUUUCUUUCAGUGGCUGCAUCACCCAGACUUAUUUCUAUUUCUUCCUGGGGACGGUGGAGUUCAUCCUUCUUGCUGUCAUGUCCUUUGACCGUUAUGUGGCUAUAUGCAACCCACUGAGGUACACUGUAAUUAUGAAUGGACGAGUCUGCUUUUUAAUGGUUUUGGGAUGUUGGGUGGGAGCCUUUCUGUCAGUCCUUUGUCCCACAAUUGUUAUCUCCAGACUUCCUUUCUGUAAGCAUGCCAUCAACCACUUCUUUUGUGACAUUGCACCAUUGUUGGAGGUGGCAUGUGUGAACACCCAUUUCAUAGAACUCCUUGAUUUCUCCAUGUCUUCCCUAGUGGUCCUCAGUUCCUUGAUGCUCACUGUGGUAUCAUACACCUACAUCAUCUCCACCAUCCUCAAAAUCCCUUCUGGAAAAGGGAGGCAGAAGGCCUUUUCCACCUGUGCCUCUCACAUCACUGUGGUCACCAUUGCCUAUGGGAGUUCCAUCUUUAUGUAUGUCCGUCCAAACCAGAGCUACUCUCUUGCCUUUGAUAAGGUUGCAGCUAUCCUGACAACAGUGGUGACCCCACUUUUGAACCCCUUUAUAUACAGCCUCAGGAAUGAGAAAGUGAAAGAAGUGUUGAAGGAAGCCAUAAAAAGGGUAUUUCUGUAUAAGCAUGCGUCUUCUUGA
This is a messenger RNA of Gekko japonicus, 954 nucleotides long. RefSeq names its product olfactory receptor 6M1-like. The transcript has a single exon. Bases 1 to 954 code for a protein of 317 amino acids. Lineage: Eukaryota; Metazoa; Chordata; Lepidosauria; Squamata; Gekkonidae. The record is from RefSeq and is a predicted model, not a curated record. Gene Ontology annotation, biological process: G protein-coupled receptor signaling pathway. Gene Ontology annotation, molecular function: G protein-coupled receptor activity; olfactory receptor activity. Gene Ontology annotation, cellular component: membrane.